UCAGGCAAAAUGUUCAGUUAGCGUAAAUCAAAGCAGAGAGAACGUGUCGUCUGCUCCGCAAUUGUGUAUAUUGGAAAAGCAGAUAGUUGAAUUUGGAUAUACAGGAUUCUAGAAGAAAUGCCGGGUGGUGGUGGCGACAGUGUCAAGGUGGCAGUGCGCGUGAGACCAUUUAAUCAGAGAGAAAAAAAUGCAGGGUCAAAAUGCAUCAUUUCCAUGGACGGCAAGACAACCCGCCUGAAAAACCCUGUCAAUGGCGAGGUCAAAUCGUUCUCAUUUGACCAGUCCUACUGGUCCCACGACAGCUUCAAGGAAGACGAGGAGGGGGUAUAUGAGAGAGAGUCAACUGAAUCAAGCUAUGCCGACCAGAGACGAGUGUUUGAAGACCUGGGCCAGGGGGUGCUGGACAACGCAUGGCAGGGCUACAAUGCUGCCCUGUUUGCCUACGGCCAGACAGGCUCCGGGAAGAGCUACUCCAUGAUUGGCUACAACGCCAACAAGGGCAUCGUCCCCAUCACAUGUGGGGAACUGUUCAAGGCCAUAGAUGACAAUAAAGACACCGACAAACAACUUAGGGUGUCAUUUAGUAUGUUGGAAAUUUACAACGAACAGGUGCGAGAUCUUCUGGCCAAGGGGAAACAGCAGACUGGCGGACUCAAAGUCAGACUGAAUCCUAAAAUUGGCUUCUAUGUUGAAGGACUUAAGAAAGUCCCAGUGAAGAACUACAAGCAAAUAGAGAACCUCAUGGAACAGGGCACGUAUAACAGAACCACCGCCUCAACCAACAUGAACGCCACCAGCAGCAGGUCGCAUAUGGUCAUCACCAUCAAGUUUGAACAGGUAUUUCCUAACGCUAUGGGCCAAAGCACGACCAAAAGCAGUGAAAUCAAUCUUGUGGACCUGGCGGGCAGCGAGCGAGCUAACUCCACGGGGGCAACGGGUGAUCGGCUGAAGGAAGGCUCGGCCAUAAACCAGAGCUUAUCGUCUCUUGGCAAUGUUAUCAGUGCCCUCGCUGACCAGGCCAUGGGUAAGAAGAAAGUCAUGGUUCCCUACAGAGACUCUGUCCUCACCAAGCUGCUGCAGUCGGCGCUCGGGGGCAACAGUAGGACUAUCAUGAUCGCUGCACUCAGUCCAGCAGAUAUCAACUAUGACGAAACCCUGUCCACACUCAGAUAUGCAGAUAGAGCCAAGAAGAUCCAGAACAAAGCUGUAGUCAACGAGAGUCCCACGGACCGUCUCAUACGAGAACUGAAGGAAGAGAACGCAAAGCUAAUGGCCAUGCUGGGCGGCAAGGGGGCCAAACCUGGAGCGGACACCAACCUCCUGGAGCAGCAGCUGCAGGAGAACCAGCGGAAGAUGUCGGAAAUGCAGCAGUCGUGGGAACAAAGACUGGAGGAGGCCAGACGAGAUUGGGAGAAGGAGUUCCGCAGUACCGGCCGUAACGAGUGGGAAAACCAUCCCCAUCUGAUGAACGUGAAUGAAGACCCGCAGCUGACAGGCGUGGUCAAACACGCACUUGUGGAAGGCUCGACAACAAUAGGAAAAUCCGGGGAUCCCGAGAUAAAUAUAGCCCUGAAAGGACUCGGAAUUCAGAAACUCCACGCAAUCGUUGAAAAUGACGGCAGAUCCGUAUGGAUCAAACCCUGCGCUGCCCAUGCACAAGUUCUCGUCAACGGGUCAAAGAUCAAACAAAAACAUGAACUACGUCAUAUGGACCGGGUUAAGCUUGGGUCAAGUAGCCUGUUUCUGUAUAUCGGCUACCAAGAGGACAGAUCCGACUCGGACCAAGUGGACAAGUACAACUUCGACUACUUCAUAACGGAAUUAGCUGAACAUGAAGGUAUUGCGGUCGAACUACACACGCCACGUGACUUCGACACAGAGGAGGAUCAGGUGACCGCUGUUGUGUAUCAAGAGUAUGUCGAUCUGAUGCCGGUUAUUGCCGAAGCAAACGCUAUCAGCGAAGAGUUGAAUAAGAAAUUAAAGUUUGAGCCUGAAGUAAAAAGUCAAUCUAGUCAUGACACUAAGGCCAAGGCCAAGGAGAAGGAGAUCAUCGUCCGAGUUACUAAUGUCCUCACGAAGAAGGUUUGGAUCUGGUCAAAAAGCAAGUUUCUUCACCGGAAGCUCAUCAUGAAUGGUCUGUACACGCAGUUUAUGGACCACGGUGAAGUGACAGUCUCUAAGGAUCAGGAUCCUUUCUGGGACCCCGUCGAACCCAUCUUUUUGGGAAGCUGCCACGUGUGGCUGAAGAUGUUGGCCUACAGCGAUGAGAUAGAUGAACACUUCACCGUACACAACUACCACGGCAAGGAAGAGGCCGUUGUGCAUGUACAGCUCCUGCCCUGCGACAAGGAUGGGGUCCAGCUACAGGGAGAAUCCAUGGUGUUCGAACCGGAAGACCUCAAAGACAAAGCAUUCAAUUUUUUGCUGAAGGUGCCAAGCUGCAUGAGUGUUCGAUGGACGAGGGAGGACCCGACGAGAGGCGUUAUGUGCAAACUGAGGUUCUUCGAGGAGAAUGAGCCGCUGUGUUCUCAAGUGGUGUGGAGUUCCUCGGUGGCCAAUGUAGACUACCAGAAACUCUUCUCCUACAAGAACAUGCCCAUGUCGCUUCUUCAGUAUUUACAGAGAGAGUCCCUGGUGGUGGAGCUGUGGGGUACACAGGGUUCAAAGGAAGUUCGACAUACAAAUGGUAUUCAGGAAAAUGGAAACCGGAAUCAGCAUUUAACAGCUCUAACUAACAAACUGGAUCAACUGAACACACAGCUUGAAAAGCUUGAUGAUGAGAGGGCCAAUUUAAAGAAAGAGAAUUUUAAGCUGAAAACGGAGUUAGAGCGACAGAAAGAGGCAGUGAAAUUAGCUCGUGUUGGGAGAGGAAGCUUCAAUGAGAUCCCAGCAUCGGUACUUUCUUCCAUCAAUUCAUCCAGUUCGACGACAGUACCGAAGACACACACGGUUGGCCUGGACGUGGAGCUCGCCAAGAGCAUCAAGUCUUUCUUCCAGGAUAUGAGGAGUGUUCAACAGCAGAUCAAGGACAUGAAAACUGCAGUCACCACAGUCCAGUCCAGUAAUGUCCAGAACGGUAACCUGAAGGCAGCCUUACAACAACAGAGCGAGAACCUAGUGAAAACUGAAAACCAGAUCAACUUGUGCCUCAAGAAUCUGAAACAAAGUGUGGUCAGCACCAUAAAAAAAUCCAAAGAUUCGUGACGACGCUUGUUCCAGGACAAUAAUGAAACAGCAUUACGUUAACCAUAGAGCAGAGUCUUACAGAAGAGAAGACAUGUCAGAGGAACACAUUCGUGGUGUAUAACGCAGUGCAAUGGUGUGCCAGUUUUGAGUUGCUCUUUUAAUACCAGUUCCACUGGGUAACAUUUAUUGACUAUCUACUAUUGAACCCACAUAUGUCAGUGCAGGUAACUGAUAUGUGCGGACAUACACACCCGUGUGGUUUCUUGACUAUAUAUUGCUAUUACCAGCUUGCUUCAUUUCGAGAUGUAUGAUUUGACUAUCUGAGCUACGUCCAGGAUGUCCACAAAAUAAAAUGCAUUGAUUUAUUAAUCACACUUUAUAAUAACAGAUGACAAACGGCUAACGUUGCAUAAACAAAUGGACACAGUUCCAUCGAGCGAUUUCAGCGCUAAAGCGAUAAUAACUCCUAUACCUUAACAUAGGAUUGCUCUAGUCGUAGCUCUCCAUUUGCUUUGUGGAACGUGGCCUUCAAGGGUGAAUUAAGAUGUACAUAUUCUCACCAGGGAUGUAUGCACCCCUGAAACAUGACUUGAACGCCAGUUGGACCCUUGUAACAUUUUCAGGUAUAAAGUAUGUGAGAAUGAGUGAGUGCGUGAGUGAGUAUGGUUUAUGUCGCUUUUAGCAAUUCUACAACACUAUCGCGGUGGGGGGCACCUGUAAUGCAUUGCGAGGUUUCCUCAGAUCUUCACACAGAAGUCUGGUAUCGGAUUAAGAGAUGUUACUUUAACUAGAUUGACGCUCCAUCUACAAUGCUGCCCACCUCACUUGUAUAAAGGUUAAUUUUAAUUGUUGAAUAUGAUUAUUUAUAUGUUUGACCAAAUGACAUUUUUGGGUUUGGAUUGGAUACUUUAAGCUUUGGUUUAUAUUGACAGCAAAUGGCAAUAAAACAAAUUGUGCAAUAAGAAA
Molecule: messenger RNA, 4152 nt
Organism: Haliotis rubra (blacklip abalone)
Lineage: Eukaryota; Metazoa; Mollusca; Gastropoda; Lepetellida; Haliotidae
Product: kinesin-like protein KIF28P
Exons: 23
Coding region: 118-3204 (1028 amino acids)
Biological process (GO): microtubule-based movement; cytoskeleton-dependent intracellular transport
Cellular component (GO): kinesin complex; microtubule
Molecular function (GO): microtubule binding; ATP hydrolysis activity; ATP binding
Source: RefSeq, a predicted model, not a curated record